AUGACGCACGAUUCCCAACCUCCACUUAACAAUAAAGACGAUGACGGAAACCAGAAUAACAGCAACUGUCGUAAUUGCAAAGGAUGCAAUGAUUGCUCCAAUUGCAAUGACUGUGUCGACUGUUCAUUCUGUAGCAACUGCAACAACUGUGAAAAAUGCAAGCAAUGUUCGAACAUGACAAGUUGCACCAAUUGCCAGGAUUGCUCCAACAUGGAAAACUGCACUAAUUGCCGGGGUUGUUCCAACAUGGUAAACUGCACUAAUUGUGAAAAUUGCUCCAAUUUGAAGAACCGGGAUGGUGCUGUCAAUGAGUCUGGGUAA
Molecule: messenger RNA, 321 nt
Organism: Penicillium samsonianum
Lineage: Eukaryota; Fungi; Ascomycota; Eurotiomycetes; Eurotiales; Aspergillaceae
Exons: 5
Coding region: 1-321 (106 amino acids)
Source: RefSeq, a predicted model, not a curated record